UUUGUCUCAACAUAUGUUUAAACUAGAAUGAAUAUUUCCGAAAUAUAACGUCAUCUAUAUAAGAGUGAAUUUACUUGUUAAAUGACAACUACGAGCUGCAGUAGAUUCACGCAUUCUUUUGUUAACUGGAGGUAUUUCCUUUACUUUCUGUUUGAUGAACAAUGUCAGACACGGAAGAUGUAACUGCGAUUUCAUUUGACUUGGAAACUAGCACAGACGAAGAUGACGAAGAAAGUGAUGAAGAUGUUUCAACCUGGUCUGAUGUUUCAACAGAAUACAAAAAUGUCAAAAUACAUGUCAUUAAGGGCGCUUUGGAAAAUGAAAAGGUCGAUGUGAUCGUAAACAGUACUUCUAAGAAUUUGAGAUUGACCUCCGGACGGAGUUCUCGGGCAUUAUUAGAAGCGGCCGGAAAAGAGCUUCAGAAAGAGUGCAGCGAGAAGUACCCCCAGGGGAUAACCAAGAGUGACCUAGCCGUGACUGGACCGGGAAAACUCAACUGCAAAAUCGUCUGUCAUGGUUCUCUCCUGAAAUAUGGAUCACAAGAUGCCGAAAAGAUACAUAUGCAGUUUAUCACUAAGUGUCUGAAGGAACUGAACAAUCGAGGCUUUUCCAGUAUAGCCAUCCCAGGACUGACUACGGGAUUUCUCCAGUUUCCGAAGGAUUUGGCAGCCACAAACACGUGCCGUGCCGUGGGAAGGUACAUCGACGACAAUCCCAACACCACCCUGAGGGAGGUUCACCUAGUUAUUCACCCCGAGGAUAAAACUACGCUAAAGGCUUUUGCUGAUGCGGUUAGGAAUUGGAGUCUCAGUCUGAAUACAGAGAUCGAAAGGAAAGAGUUGUGUCGAUUCAAAAUAAAGAAGAUCUCAGUGCUGAUUAAAGUAGACAAACUUGAGGAGGAGCAGGUUGACAUGAUUGUCAACAGUGUGGACAAAACAUUGAACUUGGACACUGGUACACUUUCCAAAGUCAUAGCAGCCGCUGCUGGCCAGACAGUCAAAGACGAGUGUCAUAAAAACCAUCCGUCUGGCAUAACCGAGGGCAGCGUUGUCGUCACGUCCGCCGGAAACUUAAAGUGCAAGAAAAUUUGUCACUCAUGUGUUCCUCCGCAUAAACCAGACAAUACCUCCAAAAAGAAUAUUCAAGACAUUGUUGUUAAAUGUCUGGAAAAGGCAGAGCAAGAUCAAAUGGUUUCUGUAUCUUUCCCGGCUCUUGGAACCCGCUACAGACACCAUCCCGCCAAGACAACAGCUCAAGGGAUGUUAAGUGGAAUUGAAGAGUUCUCAAAAUCCCACACCAGUACCUCUGUAAAACAGAUUCACAUAUUGAUAUAUGGAGAUCGGCACACAGAGAUAUCCAAGGCUUUCGUUGACGAAUCUGUCGGGUAUCAAGGUGCCUCUGCGGAGCCUGAGCGCUGGACACCUGAGUACUGUCGCCAACAGUACCAUAAAGACCUCUGUCCACCCGAAUACUGGACGACUUUCACUUCAGACAAAUCUAUAAAGCUGUGGAAGACUGAGUGUGAUCAAGAUUACCACAAGCUAGUAGAUGUGGAUUCUGUAACAGAGAAAGCUGUGGAGAAGCUCGUCCUAUCUACGUGGCAGCAACAGAAAUUGGGUCAUGGCAGAGAUGCCGCUGGCUUGUCUAACUUAAAGUAUUCCGGCCUUAAAGUUUUGAAGGUUCAAAGGCUGGAAAAUAUCGACCUGUAUGAAAACUACGCUCAUUUUAGAGCGCGGUUAUUCCACAAGGCAGGUGAUAUAGGGGUGUUCGAGCAGUUAGACGGUGUGUCUCAAAGUUCCAAAAACAUCGCUACAACAGAACAUCUGGACGAGGAUUCUAUUCUUAAAAGUGAACUAUUCCCUGAAAUAAACGAACAUUUUCUUUUUCACGGAACCAAGGCCGAUACAUACAAGAAAAUCCUUUCACAAGGCUUAGAUUUCCGUAUGGCAGGCGAAAAGGGCAUGUUUGGUCAAGGAAUGUAUCUUGCCGAAAGUUCAACGAAAGCAGAUCAGUAUACAGAUCCCAAAACAGACAGAACAAAAGACGAAAAGAAAAUGUUUUUGGUCAGAUCAUGUCUUGGUAAAGUUCACCUGACUCAAGUUGCCAAGCCCAAGCUUCACAGGCCUCCUUGUUUUCAGUCCGGCUGCGAAUCCGACUCGUGUGAACAUUCCGAGUUUGAGCGCUGUGAUAGUGUUGUUGGCGAAGGAGCUUGGAUAUUCCGAGAAUUUGUUACGUACCAUCAAUACCAAAACUACCCCGAGUAUCUCAUCACUUAUAUUAGAACGUGAUGGAAUGUAGACGGAUAAAGUAUAGGAUUUUGGAACUCUCUAGAAAAAGAAACUACGAAAAUUAUGCGUCACAUGGACAAUUCCUAAAUUAUGUACCAAUAUCAGAAUGUUUUAAGUGAAUAUAGAGUGCCAAAAUGUAUUGUUAGAUUAAACUCACUUUGUUAAAUUAUAACAGUAGUUAUUGAAAUCGAUGUCGUAUAUACAUGAAUGUACAAAUAAACACCACAUUGUACCAACA
This is a messenger RNA of Ostrea edulis (European flat oyster), 2526 nucleotides long. RefSeq names its product protein mono-ADP-ribosyltransferase PARP14-like. Gene Ontology annotation, biological process: negative regulation of gene expression. NCBI's taxonomy places the organism in Eukaryota, Metazoa, Mollusca, Bivalvia, Ostreida, Ostreidae. The transcript is spliced from 11 exons. Bases 162 to 2288 code for a protein of 708 amino acids. Gene Ontology annotation, cellular component: nucleus; cytoplasm. Gene Ontology annotation, molecular function: transcription corepressor activity; NAD+ poly-ADP-ribosyltransferase activity. The record is from RefSeq and is a predicted model, not a curated record.